This is a messenger RNA of Cooperia oncophora, 1488 nucleotides long. Lineage: Eukaryota; Metazoa; Nematoda; Chromadorea; Rhabditida; Trichostrongylidae. The record is from the annotation of a GenBank genome assembly.
AUGGAUCUACCUGGUGCCGAGGUUGAUGCGAGAUCGCAUGAUGAUGCAACACCACUGCACUGUGCUGCAAUUGGAGGCCAUCAGCUAGUCGUCAAGCACCUCUUGAAGUCCAAAGCUGACGUGAAUGCGAGGAUGAAAGGUGAUAUGACGCCACUCCAUCUCGCUGCCUUUCAUGCAUCUCAACCAGUUGUACAAACCUUAGUUGAAAUGGGUGCCAAUGUGGAGGCAAAGGACUUAUCAUUACGAACACCGCUUCAUUUAGCAUCUGGCAGUAUCUCGGAUAAUGGUGCGUUCACCGUUGAAUAUCUGGUGCAAAACAAAGCAGACGUGAAUGUGGCCGAUAAACUCGGCUAUAGCCCACUACACAUAGCUGCAUCAAAAGGACUGGAUCAAGUGGUUGAAAUUCUCGUGGAUGCUGGAGCAGAGGUGGACAAACCGGACAUGCGUGGUCGUAAUGCGCUCCAUCUUGCCGUUCUAACUCACUCGGAGAUUACCGUCAAGAAACUAUGUAAUGCUGAUUCCAAAGCAGUUUAUCGGCAAGAUUCCAAUGGUUACUAUCCACUGCAUUACGCUGCAUAUAUAGGAGCUGAACAGAUGUGCUUAGAUUUAUUUGAAUGCAUGAAAAACACGACAGAGAUGCCGACGACAGGUCUUCCUCGAGGCAUUACACCGUUUCAUCUGGCAGCAAUGAACAAUAAGGCUAAGCCUCUGCUACGUCUCGCAAAGGAAGUAGAAAAGCGGGUAGAUAAAGCAGCGAAGAAGCGUGUACUAGUAGAUCGACCAUUAUUUGCCUACACGGAUGUGAAAAAUCGAAUACCACUGCAUUACGCGAUGAAAUAUGGACACCUGGAUCCUGCGGCAGUACUGCUUAGUCAACAAGGUGCUGAACUUUGCCUGACUUGGCGUGAUAAGGACGAGAUGACGCCACUUCAUUUCGCAGCCGCAAACGGUAAAAAUGCGUGCAUUGACUGGAUUUUGCGCAAAUUCAGUAAAAUCAGCGUCAACAGAAAAGAUGCCAAGGGAAGAUCAUGCGGCAUGUUAUCUCUCACGUCAUUGUCAGGACCGUUCUGGCCAUUGAUCCGAAAGAGUAACCUGGAACGAUGCGACAACAUGGGGCGAGGAUAUUCACAUAGAGCGGUCUAUUCCCGUAAUAAGGAACUGUUGAUAAGAGUGCUGGAGAGAUGUAAUCCGAACGUUCGGGAUGUCAAUGGCGUGACGCCACUUCAUGUUGCGGCUGCAGUUGGUGAAAGUGAGGCGGCGGUAAUGCUUAUGCAAUGUGGAGCGAACCGACUAGCCCAGGAUAAUCGAGGAUUUACCCCGAUUGAUUGGGCGGCAGCCUAUAACAAACUUCCUGUUCUCGAAGCGCUGCUGCAGGAUCCCUUCUCUCGACGUUCAAGUCCCGAUUCAGCCCUAGGAUAUUCACGAUCAUCAACAUCUCGCAAAACAUCUAUUGAUGCAGAUUUGGGAAACGGUGAGUCGUUCAUGUAA